Molecule: messenger RNA, 4723 nt
Organism: Esox lucius (northern pike)
Lineage: Eukaryota; Metazoa; Chordata; Actinopteri; Esociformes; Esocidae
Gene: fgf4
Product: fibroblast growth factor 4
Exons: 3
Coding region: 280-855 (191 amino acids)
Biological process (GO): cell differentiation; positive regulation of gene expression; fibroblast growth factor receptor signaling pathway
Cellular component (GO): cytoplasm
Molecular function (GO): fibroblast growth factor receptor binding; growth factor activity
Source: RefSeq, a predicted model, not a curated record
CUAGACGGCCAACACUUCUCAACUUAUAGGCUACUUGGACUAUAAACCCGUUUUACUCUUAUCUAUACAGAUUACCACGUAAUGGACUGUCCUAAAAAGCAAGAAUAGGCUAUAUGUUACGAAGGAAACUCAUCACCGUUGUCUUGGAAUGAGCGUCUUUCGUCAUUCAUUUUCAUUCGUUCGUUUUUUGUUAUUUGGAGUUCAACGUAAAGGCCGGUACAGGAUAGAUAUUUUUAGUCCCUUUAAUUCCCUCAACAAACACUGCAGGUGUUGGUAAGGAUGGCCUUGCAAUCGGCCCUCUUACCAAUAUUGGUCUUGGGACUGAUGACUACUUUAGUGCGUUGUGCCCCUUUUCCUGGCAGGCUAAACCGCACAGUGGAACGACGCUGGGAGACACUGUACUCGCGAUCCUUGGCUCGGAUCCCUGGGGACAGAAGAGAGAUCAACCGGGAUAGCGACUAUCUUAUGGGCAUUAAACGUCUACGACGCCUUUAUUGCAAUGUAGGAAUUGGUUUUCAUAUUCAAAUUUUACCCGAUGGGAGAAUAACAGGAGUGCACAACGAAAACCGUUACAGUCUCCUUGAGAUAUCUCCAGUAGAGAGAGGAGUUGUUACAAUCUACGGCGUCCGGAGUGGUUUAUUCGUGGCCAUGAACAGCAAAGGGAAGCUGUACGGAUCGGUUCACUUCAACGACGAGUGCAAAUUCAAAGAAAAUCUCCUGGCAAAUAACUACAAUGCUUACGAAUCAAUGGCAUACCCAAGGAUGUACAUUGGACUAAGCAAGACCGGUCGAACAAAAAGAGGAAACCGAGUAUCACCAGCCAUGACAGUGACCCAUUUCUUGCCAAGAAUCUGAGUGACUCAGAAAUAGACUGAACCUCACUAAGGUGGGGUGAGGGGAGACUCGAAACGAUGCACUUUCAACUGGAGUUUUAUGCAAGAUGAAGUCAUCCUGUCCAUUUUAUGUAUACAUUUGUAUUAUAUCUGUUUAUUUAUAAAUGUAAAUCAAUUUUCUAUUUCGGGGAAUGAGGUCCUCACUUCAGGGGGAAUUUCAGAGAUCAACACAUUUAUUUAUGUUUUUAUUUUAUUUAUCAGAAGUCUGCUGCUAUGAGGUGUAUGGGUGAAGUGAGAUUACUUUACUGAAUUAUGGUUUUCUUUGUUCUUUUAAUACAUAACAUAUUACACUGUGACAGAGCAUAUGAGAUACUUCUAAAUCAGUUCCAUUUCCUUAUGGAUGGAAAAUAACUUGUCUUAGAUCGAAGUUCUAACAAGUGAAACUAUAUGCAGUCAUUGGUAUUAGAAGCAGGAGCAAUUGUCCAAUGGCUGGCCUCUGUUGUAUGGAGUCUAAUUGAAACAGUAUCAGCUUACUACUGGUUACAGAAAGAGCCGCGUUGAAGUCCUACACUCUCAAAUCUGUUUUUAGCUCUGCCAGGGGGUUGAACUUUGAACUUUUCUGCAGUCAAUCUUUGUCAGAUCUAUAAGACUCGGAUAGAGAGAGGCAUCUUCUUGACAUUAUAUAAGCAGAGAAUUUAAGAGUUUAAAGCCAAGGUCAAUGCUGACGUGCAAGGCAGAAACCAUAACCUAGGCUCUAUAACAUAUAGCUUUUACUAUGGGACAUAAACUCAAAGUCCUCUUCAGUAUGGAAAUUAUAUGCAUUUUAAAAUGAUCAAUUAAAGUAAUCGCAAGUUCAGCAUCACAGCUUCUCCCUGGAUUUAAAAUGAGAAGACACCAUCAAGUUAAGUUUCCCACAAGUGUGUUUACACCAAAAAGCUAGAAACAGUUAUUUUUGGGGGAGGAAUGUGUGACCAUCAAUUUCCCCACUUUCCCUGUUCUCCAUCUUCUACCUCACAUAAUCCAGAAAAGCCCUAAUCUUUUCAAUAGUUCACUCUGAACUAAUUCUCUUAAAACCGUUGAAGACUAGCCUCUCUCUCAUUGCUCAUUUCUUUUCCUCUGUCUCUUUGGAGCACCAGGCAGCCAUUUCGUCCUAGUUGCGCCUUGUCACAUUUGAGCUAUCUUUACCAUGUGAUUUACUUUUAGAAAGGAUAAUCAUGGUAGAAAUAUUUACAGACAGCUGUUAGACUGCACUAUAUGCUCAGCCAGUAACCCUAUAUUUUUCUUUAUAUAUUUUGUAAAUAUAACCCGUUAACUGGCGAAGCUUCAGUCUGUUAUUCCUCCUUUGCGAGCUUUCAUUCACAGUCUUUCUUUCUAUUUCAAUAGUCAUAGAAUGUACACUAGUGUUGACUGUAAACUAUUAUAAUAGUCAUGACUGUACACUAGUGAUGACUGCACACUAUUACAAUAGUCAUAGACUGUACACUAGUGUUGACUGUAAACUAUUAUAAUAGUCAUGACUGUACACUAGUGAUGACUGCACACUAUUACAAUAGUCAUAGACUGUACACUAGUGUUGACUGCACACUAUAACAAUAGUCAGACUGUACACUAGUGUUGACUGCACACUAUUACAAUAGUCAGACUGUACACUAGUGUUGACUGCACACUGUUACAAUAGUCUUAGACUGUACACUAGUGUUGACUGCACACUUACAAUAGUCUUAGACUGUACACUAGUGUUGACUGCACACUAUUACAAUAGUCAGACUGUACACUAGUGUUGACUGCGCACUGUUACAAUAGUCAGACUGUACACUAGUGUUGACUGCGCACUGUUACAAUAGUCAGACUGUACACUAGUGUUGACUGCGCACUGUUACAAUAGUCAGACUGUACACUAGUGUUGACUGCGCACUGUUACAAUAGUCAGACUGUACACUAGUGUUGACUGCACACUAUUACAAUAGUCAGACUGUACACUAGUGUUGACUGCGCACUGUUACAAUAGUCAGACUGUACACUAGUGUUGACUGCGCACUGUUACAAUAGUCAGACUGUACACUAGUGUUGACUGCGCACUGUUACAAUAGUCAGACUGUACACUAGUGUUGACUGCGCACUGUUACAAUAGUCAGACUGUACACUAGUGUUGACUGCGCACUGUUACAAUAGUCAGACUGUACACUAGUGUUGACUGCGCACUGUUACAAUAGUCAGACUGUACACUAGUGUUGACUGUACACUGUUACAAUAGUCUUAGACUGUACACUAGUGUUGACUGUACACUGUUACAAUAGUCAGACUGUACACUAGUGUUGACUGUACACUGUUACAAUAGUCUUAGACUGUACACUAGUGUUGACUGCACACUGUUACAAUAGUCAGACUGUACACUAGUGUUGACUGCGCACUGUUACAAUAGUCAGACUGUACACUAGUGUUGACUGCACACUAUUACAAUAGUCAGACUGUACACUAGUGUUGACUGCACACUAUUACAAUAGUCAGACUGUACACUAGUGUUGACUGCACACUGUUACAAUAGUCUUAGACUGUACACUAGUGUUGACUGCACACUAUUACAAUAGUCAGACUGUACACUAGUGUUGACUGCACACUGUUACAAUAGUCAGACUGUACACUAGUGUUGACUGUACACUCCUCUGAGACGGUACCAUCUCAGGUUCAACAUUCCACAUACCAUGUCAAUGUUCAAUAUACACGAGUGGUUUUAGGCAACUGUUGAAGCAGAAGAAAUUGCAGGCCAUAUCCUGUGUGAAAUUGCAUGCGAAGUAACUUUGAAAUAUCAGGUGACUUCGCUAAAUGCAACUACAGGAAGACACAUUAGCAGUUGGUAGUAAAAAACACAUCAGAAUGGCUGACCUAAUACCUCAGGAGGAUGUUUGUCAACUCUUUGUGAUGAUGGUGAAACACCUGCUGCACAAUAUUCCUCCCAUAGAACCGAUCCCAUCCUGGAGGCUCUCCUGCCUUUCUAAAGACUAGUACACAUGGCAGCCAAAAUGAGUCAAGGCUAUGAUGCUUUUGCAUACCAGCCAGCACCUGAGACUGAAAGGACCGAAAACAGUCCUCUGUCCUCUCUCCCCUGUGACCCGGGAGGGGAAGGUGUGUGAUUUGUUACUUUAACGGUGGAUUUCCAUCCAUAUUGCCUCUCCUCACCACCUCCCCUCAAUCACCUUCAGAAGGCGGUUUCGGAUGGAGGACUGAAGAGUUGGCAAAACCAAGUGAGAAAAGGCCAGAGAGCUUUUUGCAAUAUUCUUUAGUUACUUGAGACAUCAGGCUUCACUACAAAUCUCAUAAUUAUUUUCUUUGCCACAGCUGUGCCAAACGUACCCCAGUAUACUGUUUUGCAUGGCUGACCAUAAUGUUUACAAAAGACUGAACUGCCACUGGCAAAUAUUAUGUGACCUCUCCAUCAACCCUGUUUCAACCAUGGCAGUCACCUCAUUUGACUAAACAGCAAGUAUAUAAGCAACACAACACAAUGUUCUGAAAUAUGCACCUUAUAGACAACACUGUACAUUCAGUUUUUCCCUGAGUUCAUUUGUUGAGAUGAUACAGAAACAUGACCUUAAGAUGUAUAAAUGAGCAUGCUCAAGAGUUAAAUGUUUAAUGUUCCUUGUCCAUUAUCUUCUAUGGGCGCUUAUUUCUUACACUGCUGUGCUGCUCCUGCAUCCAUGGAUUUUUUGCUCUCAAUUAAGAAGUGAUACUUUCAGAGUCAGGUGGUCUUGUUUCCAUUGCCUUUAAACAAAUAUUUAUCAGAUAUUUUCUGUAGUUUUAUACAGUUCCUGUUAAAUAUCUAGAUUUAUGUGCUGUGCACAUGACUAAUGCCUAACUUACAUGUGAAGUUAAUAAAUCUCAGACUGUUCUAA